AUGUCCACCCCAUCUGCUCACAGAACGCCUUCCCGCUCCGAACCCCCCCCGUCCGCUCACUCUGUCCACACGCCUCUCGAUCGCACCGGCGCUCAGGGUGCCCCGAAUAGCGUUCGCCGUGGAACCUCUCAGCAGCCGCCUUCUCGCAAUGCUCCAACACCUCAUGGGCGCGCAGCUCGUCGACAGCUCAUGGACCGCCGAACCGCCAUCUUCACGCCUGGCAAGAAGCGGCGCAAGAGCCAAAAUGACCAGCGCGAGGAUGCCAUGGAUAUUUUGCGACACCUCGGGAAGGCUCUGGCGCCUAACAGUCAAGUGAUCCACUCGUCGUCGUCGAUGGACUCGUCGGAUGGUUCGCCUGAGUCGACGGGCAAGAAACGCAAGAGUUCGAAAAAGAAACCGCGUCUCAGUGUAUGGGAAGAGGACGAUGGGCUGGAUGACAAUUUUCCCUUGGACAGACCGCGCUUCUCGCUGCCGAUCGAUCAGGACGAAGACGAAGAGGAGGAUCUGCCACCGCCCCGUUUGUCCGAGAAUUACACGGUGCAGUCAGUGGAAAUGCCUCGUCGAGCCGAUCCAGACCGAGACCAGGCACGGCUGUCUAUGCUUGGUGGGAGGAUGAGCGACGUGUUUGGGACUCUACCACCCGAAGAAGGAGGAGAGGGGCAGAGGGAGAGUGACUUCUUCGACGAGGGACUCUACGAGAACUUGAUGAACAGACCGGCCGAUGACGAGUACAACAGAAUCGACGACGAUACUCUACGAAGGGAAACGAUGGGAGGUGAUGAUUUUCAGAUGGGGACACCAGGAGGCAUAGAUGAGCCUUCGACAUUUGCAAUGUCUCCGCCAAUUAUCCCAGAUCCAGAGCUGACGGCGCCAAUAUUGGAGGAAGCCACCGGUGGGCUCGAGCUUGAUGCCGGCUCGGACCCCGAACCAGCUCCUUUCGAAGACUUUGACGACGGACAGCCGUUUGAAGACAUUCCGGGUGGCAGUGAUGAGGAAGGUAUACCCAUGGAUGAUGCUCCGAGUGAUCGAGGAGGCUCAGUGGAACCCACGAACGACCUUACAGAAAACAUCACUGCGCCACAGGUUGGUCAGGGGAGGGACGCCAUGCCAGCAAGGAAAAAGACACGCAUAUCACGGCAUGGGCUAGAAUAUCCAUCACUGCCACCAGCGUUUGUGAAAAAGGUUGCCCAACGAGCGCUGCAGUCGUCCGGCUUGAGCAACCCCAGGCUUUCGACUGAUACACUCGACGCACUCACACAGGCUUCGGAGUGGUUCUUUGAGCAAUUGGGUGAUGAUCUAGGCGCAUACGCGAGCCAUGCCAAAAGGAAGACGGUUGAGGAGAGCGAUGUCGUCACACUCAUGCGACGGUAA
Emericellopsis cladophorae is the source of this 1371-nucleotide messenger RNA. RefSeq lists its product as uncharacterized. The transcript has a single exon. Gene Ontology annotation, biological process: resolution of meiotic recombination intermediates; replication fork processing. Gene Ontology annotation, molecular function: chromatin binding; protein heterodimerization activity. NCBI's taxonomy places the organism in Eukaryota, Fungi, Ascomycota, Sordariomycetes, Hypocreales, Bionectriaceae. The record is from RefSeq and is a predicted model, not a curated record. The coding region runs from base 1 to 1371 and encodes 456 amino acids. Gene Ontology annotation, cellular component: Fanconi anaemia nuclear complex; FANCM-MHF complex.